Pogoniulus pusillus (Red-fronted tinkerbird) is the source of this 1680-nucleotide messenger RNA. It is a transcript of the gene FAM43B, whose product is annotated as family with sequence similarity 43 member B. The transcript has a single exon. The record is from RefSeq and is a predicted model, not a curated record. NCBI's taxonomy places the organism in Eukaryota, Metazoa, Chordata, Aves, Piciformes, Lybiidae. The coding region runs from base 506 to 1408 and encodes 300 amino acids.
AGGAGGUAGAGGGUGAUGGUGGGGGGGAGGCCACCGGCGGCUCCCCGCGUGCUCGAGGGGCCGGGGCGACGCGGUGGCAGCGGCGACGGCGCGGAGAGGUGGAGCAGCCCACGGGGAGAGCGAGAGCUGCAUCCCCGCCAUCGCUCCCCGCAGCAGUAGCAGCAGCAGCAGCAGCAGCAGCAGCCGGAACGCCGCCGAGAUUCCUUGGCCGAGCAUCUCCGCAUCCUCCGUGGGGCUGACAGCAUCGCUCACCGCUGCUGCAAUUGGGGUAGGGGCUCGCCACCCCCCCCCAGAGUGGGGUGGGGGGGUGUAUAUGGAGAUAACACAACCCCCACCCCCCAGCGUGGGUUUAGGCGUUUAGAGCCGGGGAGAGGCAAUCUGUUUUGUUUUUUUUUUCUUCGGUGGGGUUUUAUUUUCCCUGCGAGUGGUUCGGUGGGAGUGGGAAUUAGCGGAGGCGUGCGGGGAGGCUGCGGGGGAGGGUAAGGGGGAGGAGAGCGGAGCGGAGAUGCUGCCCUGGCGCCGGAGCAAGUUUGUGCUGGUGGAGAAUGAGCGUAAGUGCAAAGGGAAGAGCCUGGGGCCGGGGCUGAGCUACGCGGCGCUGCUGGCUGGCUUCCUCCGCUCCUGCCCGGACCUCCUGCCCGACUGCCCGCUGGAGCGAUUGGGCAGCGUCUUCCGCGGCAAGCGCCAGAAAGUGGAGCUGAAUAAAGAGGACCCAACCUACACCGUGAGGUACUUGGGCAACGCCGUCACCCUGCACGCCAAAGGCGAAGGCUGCACCGAGGAAGCGGUGGGCAAGAUCUGGGCUAAAAGCGACGCCGGAGCCGGCGGAGCCAAGAUGAAGCUGACGCUGGGACCCCAAGGGAUCCGCAUGAGCCCCUGCGAGAAGGGCGCCCGGCGGCUGGGCCACGCGUACCUGCUGCACCGCAUCACCUACUGCGCCGCCGACCGCCGCCACCCCAAGGUCUUCGCCUGGGUGUACCGGCACCAGGUGAAGAACAAGGCGGUGGUGCUGCGCUGCCACGCCGUCAUGGUCUCCAAGGCAGACAAGGCCCGCGCCAUGGCCCUGCUGCUCUACCAGACCUCGGCCUCCGCCUUCAACGAGUUCAAGAGGCUCAAGAGGCAGAACGACUUUCGCCACGUCCAGCAGCAGCUCCUGGGCGACGCCAUCGUCCCCCUGGUGCCCCUCCGCAAGCUGCUCAACGCCAAGUGUCCCUACCGCCCGCCCGCCGAGCGGGCUCGCUGCGCCCCGCGCCUCAGCUCCAUCCUGGAGGAGGAGGAGGAGGAGGCUGCCUUCGGCAGCGGGGCACCCCUGGGGGACGGCGGCCCCGGCGAGCGAGCCGCCGUGCUGCGGCUGGCCAGGGAGAUGAGGGGCUGCAGCCUGCGUGGCCCCCGGGCUGCCCUCUGCUGAGGGUGGCUCCCCCCUCCAGCCCCAACCCCAGCAUCCUGGGGCUGAGGUGUCCUCUGCAAGCCAGACCCUCCCUGGGGACAGAUGCGGACGAGGUGGCUUCCUUUACCAAGAAGGCCCUCGGGAGGAUGGGGGUUUGCACCCCAGGAGGGGCUUUGCACCCCCCCGGGCCCUCGCUGGCCCCCCGCACAUGGACCCUUUCUCGUGCCUCCGCAGCAGCAGCAGCAGCAGCAGCAGCCAUAAUAAAGUGCAAUGUGUGGUUUUGUGUGGUGUAA